Messenger RNA from Xenia sp. Carnegie-2017, 6156 nucleotides. Its product is annotated as E3 ubiquitin-protein ligase UBR5-like. Gene Ontology annotation, biological process: protein polyubiquitination; DNA damage response; regulation of double-strand break repair. Gene Ontology annotation, cellular component: nucleus. The record is from RefSeq and is a predicted model, not a curated record. Gene Ontology annotation, molecular function: zinc ion binding; ubiquitin binding. NCBI's taxonomy places the organism in Eukaryota, Metazoa, Cnidaria, Anthozoa, Malacalcyonacea, Xeniidae.
UCCGGCGUAGAGAUUAAUGUAUUUACCUAAAUCCUUUUCAUUCUUCGUUUUCAUUUCUUUAGUAAAGUAUACCAUGAAUUUUUAGCCCAAUACUUACUCAAAAGAAUGUCUUCAAUAUUUUUUACAGUUUGUUCUUUACCAGGAUCAUCAGAACAACUGCGAGAUAGUUUUGUUGAUAUUGUAAAUCGACGAAAAGACGACUCUUCUGUCAGUUUGCUGCAAUAUGCUGUGAAAGAUUUUGUGUUGGGACCGAGUCAUGUUGCUCUCUUAUUUGAGGAUGGCACUGUUGCCCGACAAAGAUUUACUGUAUCACAUGAGCAUGUAGACAUUGGUAGAAAAGAAUCUGCAACAGCCUCUGUAAGUGGUGAACAAGAGCGAUCAUCAGCAAGAUCAGCGUCACAUGUUGUACUACAUAGCAUUGGUGAUCGUGCUGGGCAUGGAGAGAGCUCUUGGUUGCUGCCAUCAGGAGAUUCAUUUGCAGCUUUAUCUGGUCAUCCUGGUCUUAGAUGGAGUUCAUCCAAUCCAGUAACGUUACGCGCGUGUAGUCGUCUUGCUUCGCGUGGACGAGGUCGUGUCGUGCGUGGACGAAGUCGUGGCGGGGCCACUGGCUGGUUGACAUCGCGAAGUGUCGUUCCUGCAUCCGCUGUACCAGAAGAACUCAUCUCACAGGCACAGGUUGUUCUCCAAGACAAGUCACGUGCGGCUAUCGUUCGUGAGCUGCAAAGAACGAACUUGGAUGUAAAUCUAGCUGUGAACAAUCUUUUGAGUCGUGAUGAAGAAGAUGGUGAUGAUCAAGAGGAAGAAGAUCUUUUUUCUAUCUUGGAGACUGGACUCCACUCAGACGACCCAGCAGUUGUCAUGGAUGCAGAUUCCAUCUUUCCGGAAGAGAUGUUUUACAGCAGUUUGCCACGACGCAUGGGCAGCAGAGCGAGUCGAUUCUUUGAACGCGAGCUUGAGGCAGAGAGGGAUAGAGAACGAGAUAUUCUGCGUCGAGAACGAUGGUGGAACAGCCUUUGUUUAGAUGAAAACUCCAGUUCAAAUGGUGCUAAGAAUAAUAAUGUGUCAAGUGAUAAAAAAACAGCAGUAAACUUACCGAAGAAAAACGUAAAAGAACCAAUAGUCUUUAUCGGGGAAUUGGAAUAUUGGCCUGGAGAAAAAAAUUGCUUACCAAAGUUUGUGAAAAUUGCGUCCAUGUAUUCUGAGCUUGUGUGUUUGGAUAGCGAUGGUAAAGUACACCAGUGGAAGUGGGAGGACCUUUAUCCAUAUUUAUCCACAACAGACCGUGGUACCAAAUUGACGCAUCCGAGAACUAAGUCGCUUGGAUUAUCAAACGAAAAUAUUGUUAAGCUAUCGUCGUGUUCCUCUCGGGCUACUGUCGUAACACGUUCGGGAAAGGUGGCAACAUGGUUGGAUGAAACUCUCGCUGCUGUUUCCUCCAAGCUUGAACAUUCUGCAAAAUUGUUUUCCGAUUUCGAAAAAGAAAAAAUACAUGAAGUAUACGUUUGUCCGCUGUACACAUGCGUGCAAACUGUACCUGGAAACUUGUAUUGGUGGGGUGUUUUACCUUCGGACCAACGGAGAAAGGUUAUGGAAAAAGCCAAAGCUCGUGCUAAUAAAGAUCGUGUUACGGGAUUAUCUGAAAUUGUUGUUGGUGCUCAGGUAUGUUUGAGAAGCAGUCCUAUAUACAAUGCUGGCGCCCUUGCGUUCAAUGUUGGCAACGAAACCCCUCGUGUUGGCGAGAUGAUGACGUCAUUGUGGAAUUUUGCUCCCGACAAACUUCGUUUCAAAAUCAUUACUGAUAACAAAAGGAGCAAGGAAAAAACAAUAGUUGUUGAUACUGUUGAAAGUGUUGCUAGUCCCGAGUUUGGCACAAAAAGAAAAGCAACCAACGAUUGUGACGGUGCAACGAAAGAAGAAGAAUGGAAUCUUAAAGAGGUUGUUUUCAUUGAAGACAAGCAACAGUCCACUGUUGGCGUUGUACUCAAGAUUGAUGGUUUAUAUGCUGCUGUCCAUUUUCCAUCAAAAGACAAACCUGAGUUACCAUUAUCUUCAUCUGAUCCCAUGACACUCCUGAAAAACUGUCGUUUGGUGAGGAAGGAUGAAUUACAGGUUGUGAAAAUCACCACAAAUCACAAAGUUCCUGAUUGUAUCCAGAAGUCUCCUAAAUCACUUGUGAUCCCAUCUGGAGCAACUCCAAUCACAAUUGCAGUUGCAAACGAUGGAGUACAUGCUAUCCUGAAGCGGGGCAAAAACAUGUCGUAUGCAUUGUUUAAUCUUGGCAACAGCAAAGUAGAACCUGGCGGGCAGUUUCCCGCUGAAACUGCAUCGUUUAUUAGCCAACCAUCUACCCGUCAGCUGCUACUCAACCCAUCUAUUGUGGGUAAUCUAAUGGUGCUUCAAGAUGUUACUGGUGGACUAAUUCCCCUUAUAAAAGAUAGUUUAGGUGGUAUCAAAGAACCAGUUUGGAUGGGACUGCCUCCCGUUCACGUUUUGCGUAUUGCUGUAUCAACAACUAAAGAAAAUAAAAAAGUUGCUAUAGUAGCCUUAUCACUUCCUAAACAAAAAUUUAUCUCGGAUGUUAUUGAUCGAAAUGAAACAGCAGUAAUGGAUUUAUUAAAUUUUCUAUCCCUAAACUGUCCUGAAGAUAUUCCAGAAAUACUGAAAGAAACCUGUGAUGGGAAUCGAAAUAUUAUUCACGUUUGCGUAUCACAUGCAAUGCCCACUAAGUCAAAGGAUGCCUCAAAACAGAUCAACUCUAACACAUCAGGAGGUGCUGCAGUCUCAAGUCCCACAUCGGCCAGCAGUCGCAAUAUCAGUAUACGUGAGAUGAUGCAGAAAGCGGUAAUGGCUGCAAGAGCUGCUAAUCUUGAGGUUGAUGAAGACACCGCUAUCCCCACACUACACUGGCCACCUGACCCACCUACAAGCAAUACGUCCUCAAAUGUACCUAGUGCUACGACUGCUGUUCCUCCUGCUGUUGUUCCCCCUACCACAUCAGAUGAGUCAUCUCCAGCGAUAACAACUCAACCGAAGCCUGUUGAUGAUGAUCAUUCGACAAAAGCUUUGAGAAUCUUGAAACUGUUUUGCAGCAACGACUACAUGAAACCUUACUUGUAUUCAUUACUUUCGGCCAAAGAUGCCGAUGGUUAUACUCCUUUUAUGUUGGCAGUAUGUCGUCGAGCUUAUCCGUCGGCGUUACUCCUUUUUGAAACUGCUAAAGAUCUUUCAACUGAUCCUCAGUCCCUACGUAUCAACCAGGAUCGUCUGAUGUCCAUGGUAUAUCCCGCUGAUGCACCUGGAAUGUCAUCUCCUCUUUAUCUUAUAUGUUGUAACGACACGUGUUCGUUUACAUGGACAGGAACAAAACACAUUAGACAAAAUAUUUUCGAAUGUAGAACUUGCGGUUUGACAGGAACGUUGUGUUGUUGUACGGAGUGCGCACGGGUUUGUCAUCGAGGUCAUGAUUGCAAGAUCAAGAAAAAGCCUCCCAUCGCUUACUGUGAUUGUUGGAGAAAAUGCAAAUGCAAGGCUUUAAUUCCUGGUGAUGAACUUGCACGGGCUGAUCUGUUGAAAAAGUUAGUCUCGGAGACAGACCUCGUGACAAAGUCAAAUGGAAAGGGUGAACAUAUUUUAUUGUUUUUGGUUCAAACCGUCGCACGCCAGAUUACAGAGCAGCGGUCUUAUUGUCCAAAAGGGUUGGAUGUGCCGAACAGCAAACGGCGUGCUCAAGCAGUUUUGGCUGCAGCUAAUUAUCCCGAGCAUGAUCUCGAACCCCCAAAGUUUGCCCGACAAGCGCUUGAGUUGAUUAUUAAAGAUUGGAGAGCUGUAAAGAAUAUGAUUCUUAGUGGGACCCAGUCCAGUAUUAGUGAUGUUCGAGCUGAUGGAAAUGUUGUUACAAACGUCGUUCAUUCUAUGUUAACAAUGCAAGAACAGCAAAAAUAUCUGAAUAGUCAAGAUGGUACAGCAAGACUUGACAGUUUUUCACACUGUCUCAUUAGUAAAUGCCCCAGUGAGAUUGUUGAUCAAUUCCUGAAAACUUUAAACGCUGCCCUCUUGACGACUACUGGAUCUGAGAACGAGGAAGUUAUCAUGGUUGCUAAAAGAUUUGUACGCUCCAUUGCGAGAGUGAUGAUCAUACUGACGUCAGAGAAAACCCCAUCAAUUGCUAAAAGAAAGUUAUUGGCCUUUCAACAACUAAACAAGUGUAGGAAGGUUUUUCAAUCCAUGUUAAUGAUUGCUAUACCAGAACUGAUUCAGAUGGCAAACUCAUUAAUUGCACCCGUGCGCUUAGGGGUCUGCCGUCCUGCGGGACACUUUUCUUACUUAAUCUCUGACAACACGACGAGCAGUGACGAACCGGCAGUUGGAGAAGAGUUAUUUAAUGCUCAACCAAUGCGUCGUAGAGCAUCUACAUCUUCUACCGAACCGCCUCGAGUCUCUAUGGAGCGUCGUGACUCUGACUUCAUAAUUGAUUCUCAAGUUGAGCACUUGGAGGUUGCUGAUCCGCAACUAUCUGGGGACGUUGGUGAGCUUCACGACAUUGAGGUUGUUGGCGGAGCAGACAUUCAAGCAUUGGUCUCAGCUUCAGGUAUUGAUUUGAUAAACAAUACCAAUCAACAGGGGGGUGUGGAGAGUAUGGACACACAUGAGAAUAUGCCCCAGGAUCAACCUUCUGAUGCUGCGACUCCCGGUGUACGUAUAAGCGCUACUGGUGAGAGUUCUCGUGGGCGAAGAAGGCCUAGGUCUUCAGAUGGUGCUGCUGAACACGAAAAUGGGAAUGAGUCUGAUAUGGAUUUAGAACUCUUGGCAGAAAGUGAAAGUGAUAGCGACGAAGAUGGUUUAACCCCCGGUGAAGGACGCAACAGACGUGUAACGACGGGGGGCUAUGAUCCUGUUAAUAACACGCGAACUGUACCUCGUCAUGUGUGUUAUUCUGAAGAGGAUUCUUCAUCAGGGGACGAGGACGUUGUGGAAAAUGAAAUUGACCAAAUGGAAGAUGAAGAGGAAAUGGACGAUGAAGAAGGCGGAAGAGACGAAAACGAUAACAGUGGAGGGAGAUUACUCAACGUUCAGAGAGUUGGUCGUGAAAGUAACACAGCUCCUCAUGCAAUGCAGUGGGUGCUCUCGAACUCUGUACAAGGAUCUACAUAUAUGUCUGGCUUCUCUCCAUCUCUUUUGUAUGGUGAGCCCGUGCAUCAUGGUAUUGAUCGAAAUGGCAGCGGUGCUGCUGUAGCUUCUGGUGUGACGUCGGCUGCAUCUGCGUCCAGUACAUCCGGUGCUUUGGUGAGAUCUCAUUAUAAUACGUUGAACUCAGCAAGUGCCUUGGCAAGGCUGUUUGCCAUUCUAGUUCGCGAGAUCACAGACUUACUCAAUGAUAUCUAUAAAACACUUAAAGUCGACGAGCUUCACGAGCUUUGUGCUAUGAUGGAAAAGGAGCUACGGCCCACAUGGGAAUGGCUUUGGAUAAUUAUGGAAUCCACUGAAGGUCAAUUGAGGUUUGGUACAUCCCUUGUUGCUGCCUCCGAUCCUUCACAGUCUGGGCAUCCUGUGAAUGAAAACCAAUCCAAAGUGUUGACUUCGAAGGAUAAGCGCGGGAAUGAUUCUGGAGUAUCUGUUGACAAAAAGGGAAGACGAGUGGGUGUGUACUCAAACGAUUUGGCAAGACAGGAUUUUCUCUCGUACGUUCUCUCUCUUAUUCGAAGCAAUGAGAAUGAGCAUGCAGACUCUCUACCUAAAGUUGAUGUACCUUCACUACGUCAUGUUGCAUUCGUCUUAGAUUCCCUGAUAUAUUACAUGAGAAAUAAUCCUAUUGUCUCAGGCAAACAAGCCCGCUUUGACAUAUUUGAUGAAAGUAGUUUCACGACCGACGACGAAGGUGCUGCGGAUAUUGACGAUGAAGAUGACAACGAUAAUGAUGUCAGCAAUGACGUGAAUUAUUUACGUGAGCAGCAGCGAUUUUUUCGACGCAGUGAUUCAACUACGGUGUUAGGAUGCGAGCCACCUGAGCCAUUGCACACUGCAUUUGAGUCUCUUCCUUUGGCUGAGAAACCACACCUGUUAAAUAGAAACGCUAGACGCGAGGAGCUUUUUGGUGCUGUUCAAGAGUCGUCUUUGCCGAAGGGCAGCGCGGUUAUCAUUCCAGUGUACUGGGACUGA